This is a messenger RNA of Acanthoscelides obtectus, 5133 nucleotides long. Lineage: Eukaryota; Metazoa; Arthropoda; Insecta; Coleoptera; Chrysomelidae. The record is from the annotation of a GenBank genome assembly.
GCACUCUCAAAAUCGUGUACGUAUAAAAUGAAGCAAACCCGUUGCGGGAACCAAUAAUAGUACCGGUUAAAAUUGAUAAACCUCAUUAAGCUCCCGACCGCGCUAUAUACAGAACGACGCGCGUUGAUCGACAGUCAUUUGUCGAACUAGACCAGCGCACACUAUACUUGACGGUGUAAACUGGAAUACGCGUAAGCGCGCUUGAGAACGAUCGCGAUCGCGCCUUGUCUUUAAGGGUUUUCCGAGAACAUGCGUGCGGGAAACCUUGUGCUAGUGAUUGAAAAUGAAGUUGUAAAAGUUCCCUGGGAGUGCACACUGAGGAUAUUCUUAGUUUGAUAGCGAUUUGUUGGAUUACUAUUUUUAACCAAGGCAAUAAAUGGAGUCCGAUUACCAUUGGCUCAUUACCAUUGGGCUGGUGACGUCAUCUGUCAUCGCAGUUACUGCCAACAUUUUUCUGUUGGUGAUCUUCUGUAGAAGAAGGAGCCUCAGAACCGUACCUAAUAGAUUUGUGAUUAAUCUGCUGAUUACCAAUCUCCUCAGCAGUGUGCUUCUGAUCCCUCUCCUCCUGGUGGACCAAGAAGCUACAUCUUUGACUUCCAGUAUGGGAGUAAACCAGACUGUAGAUGAAGUGGAAAGUCUCAUCAUCCGGGAGAACGUCCGUUCUUCCAAUACCAGUUCUGAGAGCAUCGAGAUCAUCGAAACCGAGUUCCAGGAUGACCCUACCAGGAAGACGAUCGAGAUCAUCGAGACCAGUGACGUUUUGACUAGGAGACUGAUUGCCGAAAAUGCGACAGCUGAUUUGCUGUGCGUUUUCGCUCACAGCACGACCAGUUUCGUCUGCACGGCGUCCAUCUUCAGUAUCCUGCUCAUAGGAAUCAAUCAGUAUUUCGGAGUGAUACACUCGUUGAGGUACCACUUCUACAUCAACAGGUGCCGGUCAAGCAUCCUCAUAGGUAUCAGUUGGUUCGUGGCCCUCCUUUGCGCCGUACUGAGCUCAGUGACGUACAGCGAUAGUACCGUCUGGCAUUUCUGUAGGCCGCGUGCUGUCCAACCCAGUGAAACCCUGAAGAUCCUCAACACGGUCUACGCUCUAGGAUACUUCCUGUUGGUCAUCUUGGCGCCUUUUGUCGCGAUCUGCGUUAUCUACGUCUGCAUCUACUCGGCUGCUCACCAGAACAGCGAGCGGAUGCGGAGAUCUGCCUCAGCACCGUUGAACCCUCAUCAGGUGGAUUACAUCCAGGUGCCUGUACACAGGCCGGCUAGUCUCAGAGCCACUCUGCCCAAGGUGCAUUCAGCGCCGAAUUUCUCCAGCAUUGACAAGGAGAACGUUCCGUUCAAAGUGGAGCACAUGGAGAUCCAGACAGUAGUACCAACUUCCGUCAACCGAACUCCCAGUGGCCGAAGUUUCAUUACCACCAUAAAACACAAAAUCUCCAACGCUUCAGUGUUUCGGUACCGUGAAGAAACCCGAGCGGCCAAAAUUAGCAUCCUAGUGAUAUUCUUAGUGCUCGUCUGUUACGUUCCUUAUGGCAUCACGCUCAUCCUCAGCUCCAAAUGUGUCGGCAUCAAUACCAGCCAGAUCUUCAACUACCUCUCACUCAUGUUGCUGGUCUUCUCCAACAUCAUUUCUCCGUUCCUCUUCGGGUACAGGAACAAAAGAGUGAAACGGGAGGUCUGUAAGAUCUUCGGCAUGGGUUCCAAACAAACGUUAGGAGUGUUUGAGAAACCACGGAAAUCCCUCAUGCCACAGAACAAAAGUUUCGAGAAUGUACACGAGAGCUUCGAGCACGAGGAUGCGUUCACGCAAAAAAGUAGAGUGAUACCUGAAGUGAUAGUGACUUGCAAACCUGAAAAUGAGAGGAAAAGUAUCCUCAAGAGAGUGUGCAGCUCGUCGAACUGGACGAGUUAUAAAAAGUGCAAUUUCAUCACGGUGCCAGACAGUUGCAUCAGCGGGGAGGCUAGAGGGUCGUUUUCCAGCGCUAGCACGCAAAUUUCCACGGAGGAAUAGGAAAUGUGCUUCUAAGGGGAACGGUACAACCACCACUGGUUCUGAAACGAGUGAGAUUGUUUUGUUAUCAGUAUUAUAUUCCAGUCCUGUUUAUGGUCGGGUUAGUUAUUUUAAAUUUUGUAGAAUCGAUCAUCAAGUUUUCGUGAUUUGCUAUCUCUUAAGAUAAUUUGCCCGUGGUUUACAAAAUAUAGCAACUCAAUCUCAUGGGCAAUUUGGACCCGCUGUUGUCAAAAAACUAGUCAUCUGUAGUCAUUAGUAUUAUUUUUUGUAAGGUUUGAAGUGGUGGUUCUACUUUCCCUUUAGUAAUGAUAUAGUGAUGGGUAUUAUGACCAAAACUAUUUAAAUAUUUAUUAGAUGGUAAAAUCUGAUCGUUUUGGCAUUGUAAAUGCUUUGACUAAAGUUGUGGUACUUGCAUAACUUAAGGUGUCUGCCAUAUCAAAAACUACACUCUAUAGCUGACUACAAAAUACAUAAUGGGAUCCAGGACAUUUUUCAAGAAAGACACAAAGGCUAUAGCAUAUAAAAAUUGCUCGCGAAGAUAUCCAAAUCUGAAUCAAUCCAAAUUGAGGCAUAUUGGGUCAAGAAAUCUUAGCUGAAUUUUCACCCCUAAACUCAACAACGUGUAUUUUCGAACAAAAAAUUGAAAAAAGAAACGAUGCUUCACUGUUAUAUCCUUUUUAUUAUAUAUAUAUAUAUAUAACUUGAGACGUGGUCAUUGUCGUCUAGACCAGUUAGGUGAAAAAUUAAAGCUUCCUUAACCAACACAGUCUACUCCAUCAAUUGCAACAACUGCAACCAAAUAUACAUAGGUCAGACCUCCAGAUCUCUUAAAGGAAGGAUUACAUCACACAAAAGUGAUGCUAGGCUUCAUCCUGAAAGAUGCGCUCUAGCAUCUCAUGUUAACACAACAGGACAUUCUAUGAAUUACACAAGUAUCAAAGUUCUUGAUAAAGAAAAACACCUUUCCAAACGUUUAUUCCUGGAAAUGUCCCACAUCUUCAUGAAUAACAACUGUAUCAACAAAAAGACAGAUGUUAAACAACUGAGUGUCAUUUACUCAUAUUUGCUAAACUGCGAAAAAUUGGAGAACUUACAUAUCUCCCCAAAUUUCGACUCUUCACAACCAUAAUUAGAAUCUGUGUUUUGGCCGAUUCCACCAGUAAAUUUCAUUCCACUCAAAAUAUAAUAAUUCUCUUCUCACGAUUUAUUAAUAAUUGUUAAUUUAAAUUCCCAUUAAUUAAAAUAUAGUUUAUUCAACUGCCUCUGGUCGGUUUAACAAAUUCUUACAUAAAAUUCUGAAAAUCACAUCAUCUGAAGUGAUUUGGCAACGUUUGGCACACGCCCACAAUUCGUUCCAUCUUUCAACACAGACAUUGACAUCCUUCGGCCUUCUGUCAAAAGGGUGUCAUCUCACUCAUUAUUCCAUGACCACUAAUUUGUGCAAUCAUCAAGUGGCUUCACGAUGUAAUGCUCUAAUGUUUUUUAAAUAAUUUUUAAUCUGUUUUUAACUUGUUCUUGUCAUAUUUUAUAUAAUUUUGACCAUUGUACAAUCUAUCCAGCUCUCACCAUGUUACUGGACGUUUCCCUCAUCCUAUACGUAAACAACAAUUAGCAACAUCCUCACAUACUACUGUAAGUUAAGUCAAUUUAAAUUCAUUUUACACUUUUGUUGCUACUGUUAUCAUUGUAAUUGCAGCUCCUGAUGAUGAUGGCAAAGUCCAUUGAAAGCUAGAGAAAAUUAAAAAAAGUAUAAAGAGUCCUCUUUGCUUAAAUUUUGUCGAAGUACCCAACAAAAGGCGGAAGCUUUAAUUUUUCACCUAUAUAUAUAUAUAUAUAUUAUAAUUAUCUUGAAUUUUUUUUCGAAUUGGUCAGUUAUACUAAAUUUUUUAUGUAGCCUUUAGCCUUUAGUGUUCAUUAAUGACAAUAUUAAAUUAUUUUUAACUUUAAAUGUAAUUUCAACAACUGACAGUUUUCUUCUAUUUUGUAACACUUCGUUUUGGAUGUAGUAUCUGAUAUGGCGUGAAUUUGAACAAAAAACUUGCCUCCAAAUUUCCCUAGAACUGUAUCGCAUAAACAUUUCCUUUAGCGUUUGUUAGAGAUGUGUUCAUAUCAUAAAUGUCAAAUUAUUAGACGUUUAAACGUGAUAUUGUUUGGUCCAAUCGAAUAUAUGCUUUUGCCGAGUGAUAGUACAAGCAUCACCUCAAUUUAUUUUGAUCCACAGUGCAAUACUUUUAUCGUGCUGUUUAAAUUGUCAAUUGUGUGUGAUUAACUACAGAUAUUCUCAUUUAAGAGAAAUGUUUACUUUAUCAUUCCAAAAAUUGCAAUAAUUCUCACAAAGAUAGUUUUUUUUGUUUUCAACAGUGAUCUUCCAGUAUUUCUGACUUAAAAUUGAUAAAUCUUAUUUUUGACAAAAUUUUUGAAUGCUUGAGACUCGUAUAUUUUGUAACGAAUGCCGGUGUUGAAGACUGUGUUUCACUUGAGAAUGAUAUCCUAAUAAUCACACAAUUUUCAAAAUAUUGCGAAGGGCACCGUGAAAAACUAUCCAUGACAUUGAACAUAGUCAUUUUUUGUAGUCUAGUAUUUGUUGUUCAGUGUGUUAAAGAUUAAGGGGGAUGUUCUUACUAUUAGCAAUGCAACAAUAGUAUUGGGAGUUUUCUUCACAAAUUUGCAGUAUAGUGAUAUUUAUUUUGACAGUUUUUUACACAUGAAUAUUCACUGGUAUUUGAUAUAUUUGCAAGAAGGCUCCUGAUACAGUAAAAAUAAUUGAAAUUGUACCAAACCCGACUGACUGAUUAUAUUUAUGAUUACUUUAAGCUUAUUUUUCGUUUACUUAAUCUUCAUUUACUUACCACUACCUAAUCAUUUAUUUUAAAUAUUGUAUGUUAAAGGAAUUUUGGUAUCCAUAUAACAUACGUGUAUUUUUUAACAGAAUCAGUUUUUCUCAGCAGCAUUAUUUUUGAUUCUAUUAUAAGCAUUUUGAGUGGUAUGAUAUUUAAUUUUCCUUUUUAGACUGAACAAUGUAUAAAAUGUACAUAGUUUUAGAAAAAUUCUAUUUUAUAUUAAAAAGGAUUUAUUGUGUAAUGUGAAAUCACAUUGAUUGUCACUAUUUUAGAUAUAGUUACCUG